Thyridium curvatum is the source of this 822-nucleotide messenger RNA. RefSeq lists its product as uncharacterized. Gene Ontology annotation, cellular component: membrane; EMC complex. NCBI's taxonomy places the organism in Eukaryota, Fungi, Ascomycota, Sordariomycetes, Thyridiales, Thyridiaceae. The coding region runs from base 1 to 822 and encodes 273 amino acids. The record is from RefSeq and is a predicted model, not a curated record. Gene Ontology annotation, biological process: protein folding in endoplasmic reticulum. The transcript is spliced from 4 exons.
AUGGCGGCCCAAGUCCCUGUCCAGACGAUCCAUAGGGAUCCCCAGCUAUUAAUUACUUAUACUAAUGGCACACGUGUCGGCAGCUACUGGAUCCUCUUCCCCAUCACAAUCGUCAUGAUUCUUACCGGCGUGCUGCGGCAUUACGCUGCCACGCUCAUGGCCACGGCGCCCAAGAAGCAGGACCUCAAGGCCACGCGCGAGCAGCGGGCCAUGAUGCACGGCGUCAGCGUGCGCACCCACUACUACAACCUGUCCAAGAAGUCGUUCAUCGCGCGGCGCGAGGCGCUGACGGCCGCCUACGAGUCCGGGGCGUAUCUCAAGGCGCCCGAGAACAGGGGCCAGGCGCCACCCAAUCCCAUGACGGACCCCAACGCUAUGGAGGGCAUGAUGGGCAUGAUGAAGGGCAACAUGGCCAUGAUGAUCCCCAACACGCUCAUCAUGAGCUGGAUUAACGCUUUCUUUAGCGGUUAUGUUAUCAUGAAAUUGCCGUUCCCGUUGACGAUCAAGUUCAAGAGCAUGCUGCAGGCCGGUGUCAUGACCAAGGACAUGGAUCCGAGAUGGAUGUCAAGCAUCAGUUGGUAUUUCUUGUGUAUCUUUGGUCUACAGUCCGUCUUCAACUUCAUUCUCGGAAGUGACAACGCCGCAAGCCAGAUGGCGCAGCAGAUGGGCGCUAUGGGCCCGCAAGCUCCCCAAGCAGGUUUCGGCCCUGGGGUCGACCCUGACAAGCAGUUCCUCGGCGAGGCUGAGAACAUCGCCGUCGUCGUCCAUUACUCCGUGCUGGAUGACGUCGAGGACCGGCUGUUGGCAAGCGUCAAGGCGUAG